Messenger RNA from Cladocopium goreaui, 6024 nucleotides. Lineage: Eukaryota; Dinophyceae; Suessiales; Symbiodiniaceae. The record is from the annotation of a GenBank genome assembly.
AUGGUAGGGACUGUCCGAAUGAAGCAGCGUGAAGGCCUAGAUGCACCAGGUCAUUUGAUGUCUUCCAUUGUUGGCUUGAACGAUGGUGCGGAUGAACAGAACAAGUGGGUGCGUGUGUUGAAGGAUGUGGAGGAGGUCUGUGUGAGACAGGGUGGGCGGCGAAGGAGCGAUGCUGCCGAUGUGCUUCGCAACCGCAUCAACAAUGAAAUGCCGGCCCCGGAUGCAUCUGUUCCUGGUGAACUUUUGGGUCGUGAAGGAGCCCAAGAGAGGCGAACACUUCAAAAAAUUCGGAGAAUUCAGAAGAUUGCCCGUGGCACGGCUGAAAAUGAGCGCAAUGUGGAAUCAGCUAUGUUCCAAGUCAAACCUUCCAAGUUGGUUGUUCCGACCAGAGACGAACCGCUGUCGAUGUUUGAUCCGGCCACCUGGGGCAUGUCGUUUCCGGAUUUGUUUCCAUGGGGUGAUGGCUUGCCUUUUUUGAAGCGUGAAGCCAACAUGGAUGCAACAGAAGUGUUUCGAUAUUUGUUGCUUCGGGAAGAACUGCAUUACAGUGAGGGUGAUGCCUUGUUGCCAAGAUGGUCGCUUUCAGAGACGUUGCUUCCAGUGAUGUACGACGUGCAGCGUCGAUUACAGUUGAUGCGUGCGACGAAAGCGCAUGUGAUGCGUCGUGGCUUUGGCAAACAUUGUCGUGUUAUUUCUGAAGUCAACACGGACCAAUUGCUCAAGGCAAUGGCAUUGCAUGGAGACAAUGCGGACCUCAGGGAGUUGCUGCGAGAUCCGCAGGUGGAUGUGGCCUUGAAGCGAGCAUUGGGAGGAGUGCUUCAGGCAACUUCGAGCAUCAUUGGCAUGGAAGGGCACCGCAGCCAGAUCCGGUUGCGUGGACAUGCGGCUGGGUGGCAUUAUGGUUCUGCGCAUCUGUUCGUCACGCCCAACAUCGCAGAUAUGCGCUCGUCCUUGCUACUUCAAUUGCACCUGCAGAAUGUCAAAGUGGAAGAGUGCAAAAUUGAUUUGGACUGGGAGGCGGAGAUGCCCGAAUUGCCCAGCGCAGCUGCUAUGCGACGGAUUGUCGCGAGCGAUCCCGUCGCUCAAGCGCGUUGCUUUGCCUUGAUGAUGGAUUUGUUCUGUGAGGAGGUGUUGGGCAUUCUUCCACCUUUGACCAAGGGAAGUUUUCGUGUUGGCGUGGCAGCAACCUUCGAAGAUGGCAUUGCGAGUUCCCUGCAAGGAGGUGUUUUCGGUGAUAUUGUGGCGUUGAACGGCCCGUUGGAGACUCAGGGUCGUGGUUCUUUGCACCCCCACAUGCUUAUUAUCUUGCUGGGACACGACCUGGGAGAUCGCUUGCGGAAACUGAUUCAUCGAGUGCAGCAUGGUGAGUUGGUCGUUGAGUUGCAGCGGUGGAGUCGUCGUGUUUUGGAGGCUGUGCAGCGUUUUCAGUAUGAUUCUCAAUUGGCCUUGUCGGAGCAGUUGAGCAGUCCGACAGAGCCACUGCCUCUGAAUGAACGUCAGCGAUCAGAAUGUGGUCACCAGUAUGAAUCCGCGCCUUUGGUGCCUACGGAGCCGGAUGGACACGAAUUGGAAGCCUUGAAGUUGGGCGGAUCCGUGGCUGGCAAGGUUUUGACAUUGACCGGAUGCUAUGCUUCUUUGCGACCCAAGUAUCUGCGACGCAGUGAACGUUCUGCGGGAGAUGGUCUCGAGUGGAAGAAAAAAUUCUGUGAGGAUUACAGACGUUUGGUGAUCCAGAAAGCCGUGAAAGGCAAACGUGGGUGUCGCUUUGGUUGCUUUCACGUUGAAAUGAUUCUGGGCAAGGAGGACAAGCCGAAAGUGUUAUGUCGGAAAGGUUGGCCUCGAGUUGCGAAAGCAGGUUUUUCUCGGUUGCAAUAUGAGACAGUAGAUUUGAAGGAGGUUGAAGAGUUCAAAAACGAAAACCCGCAUGUGUUUCAAGCUCGGCGUGAUCACCCUUUUGAAGGGAUGUCGAACCCGGUGGCGCAAGCAGUGAUGCGAUGCAAUGUGGAUGUCAAGUACAUUGGACGCAAUUUUUCAGAAGCAGACCUUUUGAAGUUUUGUGAUGGGAGCAUAGACCAGGAGCCUGGAGUCGAAGUUCCUCCUGCUUCUGCAUCUUCUCUGUUGGAACUGUCCGGGAGUGGAUUGCAGGAGAUGGAACUUCAACGCCCGGCGCUUGGUUCGUCUUCGGAUGCUAUAUCGGGUGCUGAUGCCUCACAUGCAGAGCAACCUGUGUCGACUGAGUUGGAUGCUUCGGAUCCGCCGCCGAAGAAGCAAUGCAUGGGUCGUGUUUUGGACACGGAGCAUAAGAAGAUGCAGACGAUGAGAAAGGCGCUUGAGCGCAUUCUGGUGGACCUUGCAAGAGAUAUGAUGAAUGUUGGUUUUUACACUGGUGAGUAUGCUGCAAAGAAGUUUGAAAUUUCGCGGAGUAUGUUACCUGAAUUGUAUGCAGGAGUGCAGCGAUUGGAAGAGGAGGAAAGGGAAAGGGCAAAGGAAGCUGCAGCGGCCUCCGAGCAGGAGCCCCUGGAGGGGGACAGGGACCCUACUAUGACAGGGCAACAGAGGCGUGCAUUGACGAUUUUGAGAAGACUUGCCUUUGGAAUGAAUCGUUGUGUGGCCAAAUCCAACGGUGAAAUGGCGUAUCAGAUGUUAUUCGAGCAGGAGCAACUGGUGACGUAUCGUGGCUACAACAUGUUCUUCCGCUAUGUGCCGUAUGCAAUCAUGCGUUGCAGACAUGAGGACAUGGAGGAGGUUUUGCAAGCUAGGCCGCAUCUCAAUGGCUCGCCCUUGGAUGUGCUUCCUGACCCCGAAGGAGAGGCACCAGUGGUGGUGGAUGAGUUUGCGGAGGUUGUUGAUGAGGGAGGUGAUGUGCCUAGAGUCCAGCAGGUGCAUGUGAACUUCAACCAGAAAGACGAUUACUUGCACAGGGGCUCUUCGGUUUUGUUGCAAUGCAUGUCUCUUUUGAUGUAUUCUCGCUUCGUUCGCAGAGUUUCGAGGAACAAAGCCGGCAAGGUGGAUGGAGUGAAGUUUUUCGACUUUGAUGAGCACUAUGCCCACUUCAGUUCCUCCGUUCAGGAAGUGAGAGCAGCAGAUGACAGUGUUGUGGUGCCUUCAGAUUUGCACCUUCCGAAGGAUGCUGAGGUGCAGAAGUACGCAGCUCACAUGUUGGGAUUAUCUUUUCCAUUCCCAACGUGUUCUGGAGAUUGCAGUUUGUCACAUCGAUGCUUUGCUUGCCACACCAUGGAAGAAGAUGCAAAGCAAGGCGUUCUUUUUGCUCGUUUUACGCUGCAUUGGAAGCACUGGAAAAGUUACAUGUCAAUGAGGAGGUGUUUGGCGGAGGAAAGAGUUUUGGCCGGUUUGUCUGCUCCGGUCAUCCGGGAUGUUGCAUCAGUGCGUUCCUAUGUUGCUGGCAUUGGUGACACCAGCAGUGCUUUUAGAUGUUUGGAGAAGCUGUUCGGUGGAGCAGAAGGAGCGGAUUGUCGCUAUCAUGACAUGCUGCGCAUCUGUGAGCGCGUUGCCUGGUUCGCAGACUUGUCCGUUCCGUUUCAUUACACUCAGUUGACAUCGCAAGAGUUCUUGGCCUAUAUUCAGACAUCGUGGUUGGAGCGUUUCCAGCAGCACUGUGCUGCACGUCGUCUCAGCAGCAGUCGUCGGACAGCUGAGCGUUAUGCUUUGAUGACUGCUUUGGACAAGGAGGAGGACCUGGAAGAUGAUUCGGCACCGCCGGUUAUAGAAGGACACGAGGUCGAGGAUGAUCUGCUAUUGCAAGAAGAGUUGGACAACUUGGAACGUGCGCAGUGGCCGGUGGAUGGAGAAGCAUUGCGCGAAGCUAUGUUUCGGGAAGAGGAUUGGAUGAAGGUGUUGGGCAAUCGAAAGCCAUCUGUAUUGCAGGAUGCGUUGCAGCGUUUGCGUGACUUUGUGAAUGGUUUGGGAGGUGUUCCGGAUGCGAGGAUUGAUUUGGGAAUCAAAGGCAACGCAGCCAGUGGAUUGGAGCGUAAUUGGACGUUCGCCGAAGCCCAGAGGUCUUUGAUGCUGCAGAAGCAAUAUUUGGAAUUUUGCGUUGGAGGUGGUGAAGAGGAUACUGAGAUGAUGGCAGAUCAUGUUUUUCGGCCUUUGCCAGAGACGGAAGAUGCCUUUUUGGUGGAGCUGAACCAGAGGAAUGUGGGUCCGAGUGAUUAUGCUUCUGCCUUGCUUGUGGAGCACAGUCUGAAUCGCCAACAGAUUUUGGCCAUUGCGCCCAUUGCUUGGGUCAUGGAACAGAUGUGGCUUGACCGAAGCAAUCCGGACAAUUGCAUUGCGGAUGGUGCGUGCAAUGAAAGGUGCAAUUGUCUUUGGCUCGGAGCUGGUGGAUCUGGAAAGACGUAUGCAUACAGCAAAGUAUUGAGGCCACUCUUUCGACGCUUCUUUGGACAGGAUGGUUAUGCUGCUGGUGCUCCGACUCACGCUGCUGUUCGCCUCCUGGGGCCUGAGGCCAAAACUUUGCACAAGUGGGCCAAUGUGCACAAGAGCAGCAGCUUGGAUCGCCGCUCCUUGCGUUCGGCGAAGAGCAAGGGCAGCCCGAUCGAAAAGAAGAUCGAAGGCAUCAUGGCCAUGCUGUUGGACGAGUUGUCGAUGGUUCCUUCGGAUGUGUACCAUGCUGCUUCGCUUCCAUUUGCCACUGUUCGACAAGCUCGACUUAUGCUUGACAUGGGCGAUUACUUGAAGCAGUGGUUUGGGAAGGUGCCCAUUGGUGUGCAAGUUGCUGACUUUCUACAAUUGCGACCCACUGCGCAAGCAUCCUUGUGCGAAUGGGUGGAUGCGCCACGAGCUACUGAUCCUGCACCGCCUCAAGACCAAGAAGACCACAGCGAUGCCGAAGAGGCCGUGGAGAAGGAGGCGGCUGAACGCACCAGCAAUGCCUCAGAACUUGGACGGAUCGCGUUCAAGCAAUCGCUUCAGCGAGUUGUGCACUUCACUGGAUCCGGUCGUUUUUCGAAGUGUGCAUCCGGACAGCAGCUUGUGAGGAUUCUUUUGUCCAUGCGGCGAGGCGAACAUCUGGAGGAUGCAUUGUGGGGAGCUUUGGAAUCUCGAGUGAUCAGCCGAGAGCAACUUUUUUCUGACAAUUCCUUGCGCUCAAGGUUGUUUAGUGCUCACUGGGGCGGCCUGGCGUGGGAACAGGUUGCUCGUUUACAGCAUUUGCGGGUGGCUUGGGAAGAUCAACAGAGGUCCACGACUCUUUUCUUGGUGCAAGCUAUUGAUCGUGCAUCGGGGCCCACAGAUUUGACAAGGGAGCAGAGCCUGAAGGCAUUGCAGGUUGUGAACAUGACAAGAACGCAGUAUCUCAUGGGCAUUUGCCCUUUGUAUGAAGGGAUGGCAGCACGUGUAAGUUGCAUUUUGGACAUGCCGAUGCUGAGUCGAGAGUUGCCGGUCAUUGUUCGCUCCAUUAAGUUGCACCCGAAGGAACCUGUAAUUUCAAACAGCAGUGGACGUGUCGUUUUGCAAUAUCAGCCGUUGGCCGUCUUGGUGGAGAUCGAUGACCCGGAAUAUCGUGCCAUUGCAUUGCCAGAUGGCAGUGCUCCGAAGGGACACGUUUGGCUGCGUCCCGUUACAUGUGAUCAGGCCUGGGAUCUUCCUCUUGGGGGCAAUCAAUUUAUGCAGGUUCAUCGCAAACAGUUGCCACUGGCACCUCGUCACGUUCUCACGCACUACGGUUUGCAGGGCAUCACUGCCAGACAAGGGCUGCUUGCUUUCAUGUCCAAACCGUCCUGGAUGAGUCAGGCGGACUAUGGCUUGGCUAUGUACGUGAUGUUGUCAAGGCCAACCAAGCUGGAAGAUCUGUGGAUAGUGGAUUUGCCGCCUCGCAAUGUGUUCGAAAAGUUUCUGCACGAACACAAUCCUCUUUUGGUGCAGCAGAUGCGGGAGUUUGAAGGUCAGGCCUGCGUGGACGAGCGGAAGGCCUUGAAGUAUGUGCAUAGACUUUCAUGGCAGUGCAUCCCUUGGGUGUCACAGCAUUUGUCUGCAGAUGAAAUGUCUGCUGAUCUUUUUGCUUAG